This is a messenger RNA of Penicillium oxalicum, 2175 nucleotides long. RefSeq names its product C2H2-type zinc finger protein. The coding region runs from base 1 to 2175 and encodes 724 amino acids. The record is from RefSeq and is a predicted model, not a curated record. Gene Ontology annotation, biological process: regulation of transcription by RNA polymerase II. The transcript is spliced from 5 exons. Gene Ontology annotation, molecular function: DNA-binding transcription factor activity, RNA polymerase II-specific; RNA polymerase II cis-regulatory region sequence-specific DNA binding. Lineage: Eukaryota; Fungi; Ascomycota; Eurotiomycetes; Eurotiales; Aspergillaceae.
AUGACCUCUUUUCAUCCCGUCAACACCUCGGCUGCGACCGACGACCACACCAUGGACGGUACUCAAACACCUCGUGCAAACUCGAUCGGCGUCUCGGUCACAUCAGAUCGAUCAUCCCCCGCAGAUCAAUCAGCCGAUGCCGUCGGCAACAAGUCCAGUCGAGGAUCGGGCUCGGCGCGACCUUCCGCCCCGGGACAUGCAAGAACGAGUUCGGUGGUAUCGGAGGAUGCGAUGAACGUUGACUCGGAGGGUGAGCGCGAUGGAUCCGACCAAGAGACCGAACUAGGCGGCGCACCGCCAUCGAAAAAGAAGAAGGGUCAGCGCUUCUUCUGCACGGAUUUCCCCCCUUGCAACCUCAGCUUCACCCGCAGCGAACAUCUGGCUCGCCAUAUCCGGAAGCACACGGGCGAACGUCCCUUCCAGUGCCAUUGCUCCCGACGGUUCUCGCGACUGGACAACCUACGCCAGCAUGCGCAGACAGUGCACGUCAACGAAGAGAUUCCAGGGGACUCGUUGGCCGCGACGGGAACUCGGUUUCAACGCCAGGUGCGCACCGAUCGAUCGGAACCUAUCGACCUCGAGUAUCGCGUCCACCGCAUCCACGUUCAGUCAAGCGCCCGAGCUUCGUCGACGACCUCCGCCACUCAUCAUGGCGAACGACCCCGCGGGUCGAGCACGUCUGGGCUUAGAGCCGAUGGAGAACCUCCCAGCACGCCCCCCGGUCAAAGUCGUGGGUUGCCCGGUCCUUCCGCUGGCGGAUCGCCCUACACCCCCUCACAUGCGUAUGCCGCUGGCCCCGGCGCCAGUCCUCAAUAUGCCUCUCCCAUGUCGUCUGCCGCAACGCAGGGUUUCUGGGAGGGGAAGACCGCAGCCCGUCGACUGUCCGUGCCUUCCAGCAGCAAUCCCUUCCUGGCCCAGCAUGGCGGCACAUACCCUCCACCCUAUGGCUCACCGGCGGUCCAUCAUCCCUACGCGAAUGCGGCCGGAGUCUUUGCUAGCCCGACAAGCACCAACUACCCGGCAUCCCGAGAUGAAAGCACAUUGAGUGCUGCGGAGGCCGAGAUGCGGAGACGCACAUGGCACCCGUCAACCUAUCCCGUCGGUCCUACCACCGAUCAACCACCGCGGCUGCCCGGCAUUGAAAGCUUCGACAAGGUUGUCUCCCAACAGCGGCCCCUCACGCCACCCACUCGCAAAUCGAGCCCGAUGUUGGUUGAUAACCAUUACCGGGCUCCUCCCCCUCACCAACCUCCACCCACUCAUCACUUCGGGUCUGGCUACAAUUACGCGGCUCCGCUGGUGAGGCCCGCCCCUCCAAUCUCUGGCCCUGGUCACCGACGCGGUCAUGUAUCCUGGGACAUGGGCCUGCAUCACAAUCUCACCGGCCUUGACAUCCGAGACCGACGAGGGUCCCGCGACGCCAGCCAAUGGAGUCAGCAGACCAUUGCCGAACUCCAGAGCGUGUCCUCACGGCCUUCGUCUUCCUAUCAGCCGACCUUCCCGCCGACCGCCGAACGCAGCCCCGAGAGGCACCGUGGGCAUGGUGCGAACCUGUCCACUAGUAGUCGGCCGGCGCAGAUGUCCCCCGAAGAUUCCAGCAGCAGUGAAGGGGUCCAUACUCCAUCCACGGCGUCGGUUGAGUACCAUCCGGCCAUCGUCCACAGCAGUGGCUACAUUGAGCCACACGACUCCGCGUUGCCAUCCGAACACCCCCAACCGAUCUGUGGACGACAAGCAUCUCAUUCUGAUCGCUACCCGGGUCAUGCUGAUCGAGAGCCCCGCACCGAUGUUUAUUCGCACAUGCCUCCGCGUGAUAAUGGCAUGGGUCGACUCGAGGCUUUGGUGGCGGUUGCGACCAGUGAGAACAAGAGUGCCGCCCGCAUGUACAUGCUUGGGAUCCCCUCCGUCCCUCCCAGCCCCCUCCACCCCUUUUUCCUCCCUCCGCGGUCCCGUUUCCAUCUGAAGAACAAUUUCAAUUCUCUCCGACUUUGCAGCACCGUCACCUCUGGCCUUUUGACCACCCCUCACGCCCUCGUGUCCUCGUCACCAUCUUUUGUACUGGCGAGGUUAAAACCUGUCUCGUUUCUCUUUCCCAUCUCACCGCAGGAAACAAUUGCAACCACCUGGGUGAAAGGCCUCUCCGCCAUUGACGAAUUAAUGACCUUGACGACCUGA